This is a messenger RNA of Lolium perenne, 908 nucleotides long. RefSeq names its product early nodulin-like protein 17. Lineage: Eukaryota; Viridiplantae; Streptophyta; Magnoliopsida; Poales; Poaceae. Gene Ontology annotation, molecular function: electron transfer activity. The record is from RefSeq and is a predicted model, not a curated record. Gene Ontology annotation, cellular component: plasma membrane.
CCGACUCCUCUAUAAACCCCUGCGUGGUGUGCAUAUACGGCACUCUUGCAGUGUUAAUUGAUUUGUCGAUCUCCCAACUGAUGGCUCACUCCCACACCUUCUUCUUCCUGCUCGUCACCGCCGCUGCCGUCGGCAUGCGUGGCGCUAGCGCCGGGCUCGUUCCAGCUGUGCCUAUCGGCAAGCGGUACAUCGUCGGCGGUGCGGACGGCUGGGUUGUGCCGCCGCCGCAGAACAAAGACAUGUACAUCAAGUGGGCUGACAGCAUCCAGUUCUUCGUUGAGGACUCCAUUGAAUUCAUGUACAAGAACGACUCGGUCGGCAAGGUGAACAAGUACGCGUACUACCACUGCAACUGGACGGCUUCGGCUACGACGCCCGCCAACAAGGACGGCAGCGCACUCUUCCUCCUCGACGCCCCCGGAUUCGCCUACUUCGCCAGCACCGACGCCAGGCACUGCAAGAGGGGACAGCGCCUCAUGCUCAACGUCAAGGCCAGGCCUUCGUCGGCGCCGGCGCCGUCCCCGGAUGCGUCAGCAGAUGCGCCAUCUCCUCCCGUCGCUCGGCCGCCGUCGUCUGCGCCGGGGGCGCCGGCGCCCGGAGAACCGGUAAUGGUGGACGACAGCGCCGCCGCUCUAGCCUCCUCGUCUGGUCGCGGCUUAGUGCUGUGGGUGUGUCUCGCGGUUCUAGCCUUGGCGGGGUUGAUUCGAGCAUGAUACAUGCUCGACGAGGCGUGGCAUCGCGCGUACGUAGCCUUGUUCACAGUUUUAGCGUGGUUGAUUUCGUAGAUCCGGAUGGUAGACAGGGAGUGUGUGCUUGAGUUUCUUAUUGACAAACUCAAUAAUUUUGUUGUCGACAGUUAGUUUUUGCGGCAGAAUGAAAGAAACUUGAUCCGCCAUUUCAUGCAUGCA